Messenger RNA from Triticum turgidum subsp. durum (durum wheat), 1851 nucleotides. NCBI's taxonomy places the organism in Eukaryota, Viridiplantae, Streptophyta, Magnoliopsida, Poales, Poaceae. The record is from the annotation of a GenBank genome assembly.
AUGGCGACCGCAGGGAGUUCAAGGGGAAGUAGUGGCGAGUUCGUGUUAAGCGAGGAGCUCUAUCAGGCUGGAGUCUCCGUGCAUGAGAGUAUGCGCUGGAUCCAGGUCCAGGAAGACAAGAUGGCUGAGAUCUCGGCGAUUCGCAAUAAUUUGCUUGGGUUGAAAUCGGACGCACUCGAGUUGUUUGAGAAGAUCUCCCGUCAGGCAAAUUCCGAGACCCAGAAGAGGCUCUGCGCGAUGCAGAAGACCCAUGGUGUGAAAUCGUUGGAGACCCAGAGCAAGAUUGGUGACGACGGUGAGAUGGAAACGAGGUGUGAGGAGUCGAAGCGAAGGAGUGCCGCGUCCCUGGAACUCGAGGAUCUGCUCCAUCGUGCCGCACUCCAAACCCAGAUGUGGAUAGGUGAAGGCGCAGAAAGUGAGGAGCUGCUCGAUCUGGCCGCAAAGGAGACCCAGGGGAGGAUCGUUGGCCAGGUUCACAGUCUGUCCUCCCUACCCAAAUUCGUCAGUGAGGUCAUGUUGAAAUUCGGACAAGUUGCCGGUGACAUUUCUAUGGUAUUAGAAGCGCAGCAGACCCGGAAGGAGGCACUAGCAGUGCUGAGCUUCGGCUUCAGGCUACAGUUGCUCUCCAAGCAGAUUGAUGAGUUGUGGCGUGAGAUGUGCACAUUACUGAGAUCUUUCUCGCCAGAAAACAAAGAUGUUAUGAAAACCAUGAUUAUGUUUACCCGUGAACCCUACCUACGUGGAAUCUGCAAAUUGCAAUUGAUCUCUGAACACAUCAGUAUGCUCCAGCAGAUGGACUCGGAUUUCGAUUCGAAAGUGAAAUCAAUGAUUGUAGAGUUGAAAUCGGAAUCUUUCUUGUCAGCCAUGGAGAAGUUGGAGGAGAGCCGCAGGGAAGGCUGUGGAGACCAAAAAGUUUCCAUGGAGACCAAGAAGUUGGAGGAGGAGAAGAGAUUCACUGCCUACCGACUCUACUGGGAAUGUACAUGGGGCAACACCAACAGCUUUGAAGACCAGACGUUAUUGAGCCCCAUGCUCUUUACACACUGCACACCACGCCGCAUCCCAAUUGAAGCUGUUGCCGGGAAUACCUUGCAGAUCUACUCCAUCAAAAUCUCGUUAACAAACAAAAUCAACUUCCCACUGGAUGUGUACGGAGUGGUCGCGGCCCGAGAUGCCGUGGACCAUUGUCGCAACCCUAUCUUCCUUCGUACAAGGAAUUCCUGCCAAACCCUCACAGAACAAGAUCCUUUCUUGCGAUUGACUGGCCCGGUUCGUGCAAUUGUGUCGAUGGAGACUGUUCACAUUGAAAUCCAACUAACAGUAAAGGGCGCAACAAAAUCUGAAGAUAGAGCAUUGAUUAGUACAUUCUACUUCUACAAUGGUGACAGUUCCCCGCAGGUAGCUGAAAACAGCUUUUGCACUGUGGAGUUAUGCAAUGAGCAACUUAAACAGUCGGUCCAAGCCACUAUCCUAAGCGUGUUUGUUAGAGCUGAAGCUGGAUCAUUGCCUUUCCCAAAUGGUGCCCGAGUUGUUUGCUCUUCACUACCUCAGGAUGUUGAUAAACAUAUUGCUGGGCCCUCAUCUAGGCAAGUUGUAGUUCUUGAUUUAAAAGGUGGAAUGGCUAAACCUGGCUACCUUGAUCUGACAAGGCAUGUAGUUUCUGUGGAAUUAAACGGACAGUUGAAAGUCCUCAUGGAGACCUUUUCGCCUUCGCAGUCUGUUGAAAGUACUCGUGUCCUCUUCAUCCCGCCCCGAAAAUGUAACAUAAGUAAACAUGAGGGCAACUUUGGUGGCUAUGAGGUGGAGAUUACUAUUGCUUGGUCCUUGAUUCCCUCGAAGAUGCUAUCCUGA